AAGGAACGCUUGAGCAGGACACUUGAAAAGGUUGUUUUGAUAUCCUGUUUACACUCAAUGAGCUUCAGGGAAAAAAAAAAAAAAAGUUAAAUUGCACUCUGCUUGAAAAUUUGAAAGAUUUGUUUUUUAAUACAACUUCUUAUCAUAUUACUAUUUGGGUAAAUAAUACAACAGAUAAACUCCAGCAACUUGAAAAUUUAUAUCAUUAAGCCAAAAAUAUUGUGAAGGUGCACAUCAAAGGAAAAUACAAGUACUAUCUAUGGAUUUUCAAAAUUAUUUUAAGAUAUAAGAAGACAUGCAUUUUCAUCACAAAGGACAGAACUACAGCUGCCAUUGUAGAUACUGCCGGUAAGGUAAUUUGUACAAGAACAAUAAAAAUGAAUGACACCGUUUUACAAGAGCCAGACUUUGUGUUGGACUGCAGGAUCGAUUCUGACAAGAAAAGCCUUACAGCCGCGGCCCUUGCCUUCAUUUACUUAACGAUUCUUUUUGGAAAUUUUCUUGUAAUUUUGGUCAUAUUACUAAACCAUCAGCUGCAGACACCAAUGUUUUUCUAUGUAGGUGCCUUGUCAGUAGUUGACAUUGUAAAUAGCAGUACCCUUAUCCCACAAAUGAUUUGUGCCCUUCUGCUUAAAGGCUCAGUUGUACCAAAUCAUGUAUGUUUGAUGCUGAAUGCCAUUGUAGGCUACAUGGAGGUAUUAGUAUGCCUUAUUUUAGCCUUAAUGGCAUAUGACCGCUAUGUAGCAGUUCUUAAUCCUCUACGAUACCCUUCUAUUAUUACAAAUAAAACUGUUUUUGCUGUCCUUUUGCUUUUUAAUGGUAUUGGAAUCAUAGGCGAGAUACCGUUUAUAAUUUUUGCUAAAGAGCUUCCUUUCUGCAACAUCGACGUUUUGCCAUUUUGUUACUGUGAGUAUGCAACGAUGGUCCGUAUUGCUUGUACUGAUGACCCAAAAUACUUACUUAGUUUGUUCCUCGUUACUGUUGUCCUUGGCACCGGACCCUUGACAAUGAUCCUAUUUUCUUACGGUAAGAUUGCUCAUGCAGUUCUUAAGAUCCCUUCAUCUGAAGGAAAGAGCAAACUUUACAACACCUGCGUGACACAACUUUUGGUGAUCGGAACUCAGUUUGGUCCUUUGAUGAUAUAUUACAUGCUGCCAGCCACUGGCAUAGAAUUUUCAACCGCAGAAUACAACACGAUGUUCCUUCUGAGUAAUGCCAUUCCUCCAAUGUUAAAUCCAAUUAUUUACAGCUUUAGGAACCAGGAAAUUAAAAAAAGCAUUUCUAAGCUUUUUACAGGAAAAAGAACUGUUGCACAAAUUGGGGCAAAGAAAUAAUACUGUAAUGUGUAAUAAAGUUUAUGAGCUGCUAAAAAUUGUCAUUUAUAUUUUGCCAAAAACUCUUUCUGGGAUUUAUUUUUUUCUAGUCCAAAAAUAUUUCUAAUAAUUAAGAAGAUGGGAAUGGAAGAAACUGCUGGGUGGAAUUCUUAUGCCUACCUUCAUAUUCACUGGCACGAAGUCCAGUUUAAUGUGAUGUGUUCGUACUUACUGGCAUGUCUACUCAGUAAAAACAGAAACAUUUAAAUAAAUAAAUAAAAAAAAAUUAUAUAUAGCAAGCAAUAUAAAUACAGACAGUCAGUCAUUGCCCAACCCGCUUAGUCCUGAACACGGAUGCAGGGGGUCCCAGCUAGCAUAGGGCUCAAGGCAGGAACAAACCCU
This is a messenger RNA of Erpetoichthys calabaricus (reedfish), 1715 nucleotides long. Its product is annotated as olfactory receptor 2S2-like. NCBI's taxonomy places the organism in Eukaryota, Metazoa, Chordata, Cladistia, Polypteriformes, Polypteridae. Gene Ontology annotation, biological process: G protein-coupled receptor signaling pathway. The record is from RefSeq and is a predicted model, not a curated record. Bases 378 to 1334 code for a protein of 318 amino acids. Gene Ontology annotation, molecular function: olfactory receptor activity; G protein-coupled receptor activity. The transcript has 2 exons. Gene Ontology annotation, cellular component: membrane.